GGUGAGAGGGAGAGGAGGAAAUUGAUUGCUAUUUUGUCAGUGUGAUAGUGCAAUGUUCCAGUGUUCUUCCAAAUUUAAAGUGGUUAUUUAAACGUAAAAAUGAGUGAAUCGCCAUGUAUUACGUACAUGGCGCUUUAUAUUUUGACGUUUCAUAUACUUCAAACAAAUUCCCGAACAUCAACAUUUUGGAAAUUGAAUGUUGAGGACGGGAAAAUAAUAGAAGUCAACCAGUUCCCUAGUGUUGUUACUUCUGUUUUGCCAAACGAUGACAACGACGAUCCUAUAUUCAAUAUUAUUACAUCUACUGUUCAUUACGGGAAGAGUUGGACCAAGAGAAGCUCCGAAAAUUAUUGUACGGAUUGCCAGUCAAUAAACUCCUCGUCGAAUAGGUCUGACCCAUAUGACGCAGAGGUUAAUAAAACAUCACACCGUCAAGAAUCAGAUAUUGACGACGAGAUAUUGGAUUGUGGGAAAACUGUCAACUUCACAUAUUAUGACAAUUUGGUUGGUAUCGCAAAUCGCAUGAACCACCCAAAUGUUCCUGAACCUCAGGUAGCAUUGAUCUUCAAGAAGCGCAACGCAGAACUAGACAUUGAAGGAUUGGAGAGGAGACUGAAAAAGGCAAAGAGAGAGAAACCAAAAUCAGUCCAGCUGUAUAACCAGAUUGGAAACUUCUUCAGAAUCAAGGGAGACACGACCAAAUCAAUUGAGUGUUUUAGGCGUGCACUUGCUGUGUCACCCCAUAAUGCCGAGGUGUUGUUGAACCUAGCGCGAGUCAUGUUUAACCUGCAGUACUUGGAUGAUGCCAUCUACCUUACUCGCCGGUCUCUGGAGGUUCAGCCCCCAGAUAAGAGCGCCUGGCAGCAGUAUUUCACCUUGGGCGAAAUUUUUAAGGCUUAUGGACACUACCAGGAGGCCACGCUACAUCUGCGUCACUGCUUGGAGCUGCGGCCGGAGUUUGAGCCCGCACUGGCAACACUGCGAGACAUGGAAGCUCUUCCUGACAACAACAUACACAUCUACACUGUCCUCAUCAUCAUCUUCCUGGUGCUGGGCGUGUUGAUAACGGUGGUGUCGUCGUGUGAUUCCAACCUCGACUCGGAGUUUGCCGAGGUGAAGGCCCACCGCCACUUCAACCGCGCGAUGGCCAUGCGCUCCCUCAAGAUGGGUAUAUCGCCACGUGCGCUGCGCACCAAGCGUUACAACGGUGGUUGCGGCUAGGCCGGCCAUCUGCACUUCUCUCUUUUUAUACAGCACAAAUUCCUUAGAAAUCACAUACUUCAUAGACGUAUCGUACCUUCUCGGUUUUAUUAUUGAUGUAAAAUUUCUUUGAUGUUGACGUUCGAAUGGCAUUGUUUGUUGACAAGGUAGACGAUCGAGUGAAAAUGCAAUCUUGGAAACACUAAUCAGUCGGAUGGUCCUAAGCUGAACUGAGGUUUGUAAAUGUCUCUUGUAGUUUUACGUAGUGUUUGUUGUUUGACAUGAAAACAUACCUAAAUACUUAGUUUUUGCAACAUGAGUUCUGUUAGGAUAAUUAUUAGUCGGUAUUUUUACCACUAUAAUCUUACAUAAAAUGUUACUUUUAGAUUUUUGCUAUUUAGGAUUGGAGUCAACCAUAAUCUAGUAUGAAGGAUACUUUCUUGUUUUGUUGACAACACUAAUAAUUAAUAAUUUUUCUUUUCAUGAAUUUAAAUUUUCCAGAAGUACUAAAAAGAGUUUUUGUCCAAGACGUUAUUUCUUAGUGCUCCAAUUUGGGAUUGGAAUGAACUAGUAACCAGGAUGGAAUAGAUGUACAGAAAUGAUGGGAAACUCAUUAAGAGUUAAUAAUCUAGUCAUUCUAAAUUAGUGAGGUAAUGUAUUUAUUUUUGUAAAAAUUACUUUCUGAAUAGUGUUUCUAAAAUAGCAUAGUUUUAGUUGUAACUUUUUUUGCUUUUCCAAUUUAUUUUUGGAGUUCUAAUAGUAUUUAUCUGAAGUAAACUAUUAUCUUAGGUUUUUUCAGAUCUAGAACCUCCAAUUUCCUUUAUUGAAUUCUGAUCUUUAUAAAAGUACAAAUCAAUAUGAAUAUCAUUAACUUGGUAGGAAGACUAGAAAGAAGUUCAAAGUUCAAUAAGCUUGUUCACUUGGAAAAAUUAGUCAUUCAUACUGUUACACAAUUUAGAAUACAGGAAGUUAAAACUGAGAUAAAAUCACAGCAAUAUUACGGAUAUAAGUAAGAACACAAACCAUUUGUUGAGGAUGAAAGGGGAAUUAAAAAAAAAAUUUAGAAAAAUGUUAUUCUAAAUUUUUUUAACCUAGAAAAGUUUUGGUAGAAAUUAUAUUCAGUAUUAUUAUCAAUAUCACUUUGGAAGGCACUUAAAAGCUAUUUUAUACCCAGAUUUAAUGUUAGGGCACAACCAACUGUUAGUUUUACAGUUAGUGGUUUAGAAACAUAUUACAUUCUUUCCCAGUCAGUAAUAAGCUUUAGGAAAAAGUUCAAUAUUAAGUUUAUCUAAUGAUUCUUUGUGUCUGUCUGCUGUCUGUAAUUUUAUUCCGUGAGUCAGUUGUAUAAUCUUUUCUUCCCAAAUUAAAUCCCAAUACCAAAAGGAUUUAAAAAAAUUAUCCAAUAAAUCAUUUUCUUUUGAAAAGUUGUGGUUUUAUUUUUUUUUUGUAUUUUAUUAACUCUUACUGUGAAAUGUCAAGACUUGCUUGUGGAAUAAAUUUUAACAAUAACAAAACAACUGAAAAGAUUGAAUCUUGAUAUUUAGGAACUUUUAACUUCUUUCAAUUCAUUGGGAUGAGUCUCAUUAUUAUUGACUUCAAAUGGUUGUGAAUAUUGUUAAUAUUAAUAUUGUGUUCAGUAACUUUUAUUUGCUCUUUACUCGAGUUGGCACUUAUCUUUAUUUGUGUUACAUUUGUGGUCACAAAAUCCUUGCAAAAUGUCAAGUUGUAAAGAAUUUUAUAUUUUCAAUAUGUGCCAUAUUGUAAACUUCAUUAGAGUUAGCUUUAUUUUCUGUCAUUUGUUGUACAUAAUUUAUGUAUAAGAUAAUUUUUUGUACUUAAGGAAUAAAUUUGUGUUGAUUAAUGAAUUAUAUUUUUUACAUUUGUUCAAAUUUCAAAUUAUUUGCUUCAUAUGCAGCUUGAAAAAAAAUAUUUGUCUUCCAAUCAGAAAGUAUUCAUUAUUUUGUACUUGUUUUCAUUAAGAAUAAUUUAUGUAAAAAUUGACUUCAUGACAAAAUAUGAUAUUACCUCCAGUUUCUAUUAGUGUGUUUGUGUUUUUAAAUAAGAAUUCAAGACAUUUUUGGUGUAUUGGUAUUAUUACGAUAGAACCCCGCUAAUUUUAUCUUGGAUAGUCCGACUCCUGGCCAAUGCGACGGUGCCAUCGCCCAUGAUGAUGUUAUCACGGUAAUAUUGUGAUCAUUUUCUAUUGUUGUUUAAACAUCAUCACUGUCUCCUGAAAUCGGGGCAAAAAUCUUGUUUGUCCUCCGCGGUCAUGGAAACAUCAUCAUCGUUUCCCGUGAUUGGGGCAAACCCUUGAAUAUAUUUAGCAGUAACAUCAUCAGCAUCUUCCGUGACCAAGGAAACAUUAUCGUCAUCCCCCCUAUCGCGACAAAAUCUAAGAUACCCUUUGCAAUAAUAGAAACAUUAUCAUCGUCUUCCAUGAUCACAUAACAAUCUUGUGGUCAAUUGUCUUCGCGAUCUCUUCAAAAUACUGAACAUUUUCUAAACUCGCUGGAACAUCAUCUUCGUCUCCCCAAUAACGGAAACUUAAUCCUUAUUAUCUGCAAACAUGACAAACUCAUACCUGCGGUAAUGGAAACAUCAUAAUCGUCAACCGCAAUCGCGGAUUAAUCCUGAACAUGCUUUUUUACGGAUAAUCCCAUCUUUUCACAGACCCAGAUUCCAGUCUCGUAGGUGACGGAUUAGCGGGGUUGUACUGUCCUGGUAAAGUGUUUUUUAGAGUUAAUAAAAUAAAUUUGAGUUAUUAGAAUUUAUUAGCAGUUGGUUCAUUGCAAAUUAAUUGUUGAAACUUAAAAUUACACCUAUUCUUUAGCUCUAGUAAGAAGCCAAAGUACAUUAUUCUUUUGUUCCUUCAACGGAUUGGACAGUAAAGAUCUCCUGGUUAGACCCAUUUGUGUUCCGAUUGUCACAGAACCAAACAGUAUAAUUACUUUGAAUUUUGGUCUUGGUAUUUCUAUGUCUCAGAAUGAUAAUUUAAUUUUGUAAAACUCGACCCAUUGUAUUCCUUACGAAAUCACUACAAACAUUCCACAUAAAAACAAAAUGACUCUAAAAUAAAUGUUGGCUUGAAUUUAUUUUACAUAAGAUUUAGUUCAAAAUCAGGGGCGAUUAGUGGGAGGCUGCCUUCUGCGCAUUAAGAAUGAGAUGAUGAAUAAGGAAAAUUCUAAUUAAUAAAAAAAACUGAAAUUCUCAAUACUGUAUACUGUAUUUAAAAUAUGAUAACCUAUUUUCCGUGCCCCCCCCCCCCCCUAAAAAUGUAUAUUCAUUUACCAAUGUCAAAGAAACUGUAUAUUGGAUGUGAACCCAUUGCUACUUCAUAAAAAAUGAUUUGAUAUCGUAUGCUUUCCUUUAUAAUUCUGGUGUUAUUUCUGUGUAUUUUCAGGGGGUUCUCAAAAUUAUAAGUAAAAUCAGUCCUAAAUAUUUAGUUAAGCAAAUAAAUGUGUUGGGUUUUACGUUGUGCCAACUUAGGCUUUGCGAAUUUCACAGGUAAUUGUUUAUUUUCUUAUUGGUUCCUAAGUAGUUGUUUCAGUUUGUUUAUAUUGUGAACAAGCAAUGAAUAAAUAAUUUAUUAUGAAGCAAA
Messenger RNA from Macrosteles quadrilineatus (aster leafhopper), 4798 nucleotides. RefSeq lists its product as uncharacterized. The transcript is spliced from 5 exons. Bases 100 to 1221 code for a protein of 373 amino acids. Gene Ontology annotation, biological process: actin filament polymerization. Gene Ontology annotation, molecular function: protein binding. The record is from RefSeq and is a predicted model, not a curated record. NCBI's taxonomy places the organism in Eukaryota, Metazoa, Arthropoda, Insecta, Hemiptera, Cicadellidae. Gene Ontology annotation, cellular component: cytoplasm; actin cytoskeleton.